AAAACACGCUCGCAGGAGUCUGCGCAGUCGCAAAUGUCAGCAUUAUGUCUAAUGGGAUUUUGAAAUAUUGCAACUUCCCCCACUCUCUCGUGUCGCCAACACUUUGAAACGUGGAAGAAAAACGUAGCGCGUGGCGCUUAGGUGCAGAGAAAGUAGUGUAUGGGGUUGUUAAAUUAGACGUGGAGAAGCUUGUCGCAGGUUUACAAGUGUGUUUUGAAUUAAAGUUGUGUGAAAUUACAAAAAGAUGUCCAAGUCCCAAAGUAAAGGCUUCACUAAAGAAGAAGAGCUGCUGCUACAAGACUUCAGCAGGAACGUAUCAACAAAAUCGUCGGCCUUAUUUUAUGGUAACGCUUUGAUAGUUUCUGCAGUACCAAUCUGGUUAUUCUGGAGAAUACAUUUAAUUGAGAUUUAUUCCUCGUUGAUUUUGUUCGUCGUGGUUACUUCCAUAGCCACCUAUCUGUUGGCUUUGGCCUAUAAAAAUACCAAGUUCACUUUGAAGCAUAAGAUCGCCGUGAAGAGAGAAGAAGCCGUCACUAGAGAUUUGUCAAAGAAAUUGUCAGAAGACAAGAAAAUGAGCAAAAAGGAAAAGGACGAGAGAAUCUUGUGGAAGAAGAACGAAGUUGCUGAUUUUGAAGCCACUACAUUGUCGAUUUUCUACAACAAUGCGCUGUUUUUGACAAUCGUGAUCAUCUCUAGUUUCUACUUGCUGCCGUCGUUCACUCCGCCAGUCAACUACACGAUCUCCAUUGGCGUGACCUCAGGCCUUCUGGCCUUACUUUCCACUGGUUCACAAUAAAACAAUUCGUUCAUUUGUAGUGUUCCAUGAUUUUUUGUAAUUUAUUUUGUUUAAUAAAAUAAUUAAUGCAAAAUUUACAA
Molecule: messenger RNA, 876 nt
Organism: Zophobas morio
Lineage: Eukaryota; Metazoa; Arthropoda; Insecta; Coleoptera; Tenebrionidae
Product: translocon-associated protein subunit gamma
Exons: 1
Coding region: 245-796 (183 amino acids)
Biological process (GO): SRP-dependent cotranslational protein targeting to membrane
Cellular component (GO): endoplasmic reticulum; membrane
Source: RefSeq, a predicted model, not a curated record